Formica exsecta is the source of this 1478-nucleotide messenger RNA. Its product is annotated as probable phosphatidylinositol phosphate kinase DDB_G0267588. The coding region runs from base 508 to 1341 and encodes 277 amino acids. The transcript is spliced from 4 exons. The record is from RefSeq and is a predicted model, not a curated record. Lineage: Eukaryota; Metazoa; Arthropoda; Insecta; Hymenoptera; Formicidae.
UUAGUCAUCAGGCUAAAAAAUGACUUACAAUGGGACAUAUACCGUCUAUUUGUUUUAUUUUUUCGUCGACUAUAUGCUGUCACUAAAAGAUCUCUUCGUAGAAAAUAUGUCGUCUUUCAGUUAUCUUUGAGAUGACAUAGUACUGUAUGGCAUAUUUUGUUACAAAUAUAAUUGUAUUAGUUUAAUCUAGAAAUUAUGAGUCACCGAUAUUUUCGCGAAAUUGUCGCAACUUAUUUAGAAUGAUAAUAAAUUAACUAAAAUGAAGUGGCUGACAUCGAUAUAAAUCUCGAUAGAGUAGGAUAAAGCCCGAUAAAGAGAUAAAAUACGAUUGUUAUGUAAAUAUUAAGACAAAUUCUGUAUUCUUUAUCUUAACGACCGUUAUCAAAAAAUAAUCAUUAUUGAUAUUCGAUUAAAAGACAUUGUAUAUAUAAAACGAUGUAAUUAAUCUUACUUGUCAGUCAGGUUUUGGUAUGAAAUCAAGCGGCAUCCAGUAAUCAAUAAGCAAGCAUGAGAUUCGCCGUAACAUUAUGCUUUUUGGCUACACUUUCUGGCUAUACUUUUGGCUACACCAUUGAUGCUAGUCCAGCAUCGGACAAUGUGGAAAAAUGGAGACUUCAAGUGAGAAAUGCAAAAAGCAACAUAGAUGAUAUCAUACGUCAACUCAAACUUCUUCGUACCGAUGCUGUAGAAGACACUAUCACAGAAGUCACGGAAAAAGGGGAUGAAGAACAGAAAAGUUUUAGAGAAUAUAAAAAUCUAUUACUUAAAGAAAUCAAGAAAAUAGUAAACACUGCUAAGGAAGCAGACAAGGAUGUAACCUCAUGCUACGAAGAAGCUAAUAAUGGCAUCAAUGCAAUUGUAGAUGCAAUAUACGACGAUGAUACGAAAUGCAAUGAUGCUGCCGAAAAUUCGAUCGAGAACGAUCUCGGCUUUAUCAAUAAUCUUAUUUCGACUGGAAAUGAACUGUUAUCAGACUUGGAUGGCAUUUUUUUAACUUGCUACGAUAGCGAUACUUCAAAAAGGGACAGUUGCAUCGUAACUGAUUUGGCGAGAAUAAAUGCUGACAUAAGGGGUUUAAGGAGCCAGACCACUUCUGCUGAGAUUACUAUCGUGUACGUGUCCAAAAAUAUUGUUCUACAAGCCACAAACUGCUUAAACAAGGCUUAUUCGUCUGUACAUUCGAUGGGUGAUAUGAUUAAGAUGAGACUCGUCCAAUGCAUUGAAACGAUCCAGCUAACUACAACUACAACUACAACUACAACUACGACUACUUCGACAGAAGCCACUUCGCCAUCAGAACCAAAAAAUUCUCAAGAGACGAUUGUAUUUUCAACUAUAUAACUAAUCUUUGUUUAAAAUUACUUUUGAAAGGCAGUAUGUUUUAAGACUGUUAAUUUGAAAAAAAAUACAUUGUUCUGAUUAUUAUGUUUUUUAUUCGUUUUAACUUACAUGCUCCGAAAGACUCUGUAGUAUAGUAC